Messenger RNA from Lethenteron reissneri (Far Eastern brook lamprey), 522 nucleotides. RefSeq names its product follitropin subunit beta-like. Gene Ontology annotation, biological process: G protein-coupled receptor signaling pathway. Gene Ontology annotation, cellular component: cytoplasm; extracellular region. The record is from RefSeq and is a predicted model, not a curated record. Lineage: Eukaryota; Metazoa; Chordata; Hyperoartia; Petromyzontiformes; Petromyzontidae. Gene Ontology annotation, molecular function: hormone activity.
AUGGAGAGGCGCGAGAGGGUGCGUGGGUCGAGGCCCGGGCAGCACGGCCUCACGAGGUCCUCCACCGUCACGGCGGCCAGAGCGUUGAUGCUGGAGGAGACCGUGCUGAGCACGUCUCACUGCUCGGUCCGAAUCACCACCGUCGCCAUCGAGGACACGUUGUGCGGCAUCUGUUACGAUGUCAACACGACCAUCUGCCAGGGCGCGUGCGUGACCAAGCAAAACUACGCGCUCCACGGUCGCUCUGUGCAGCGCGCCUGCGUCUACUCGGAGGUGCGCUACGAGUCGUCGCAAAACUACGCGCUCAACGGCCGCUCUGUGCAGCGCGCCUGCGUCUACUCGGAGGUGCGCUACGAGUCGUCGGUGCUGCUGCGCGGGUGCCCGGCGCGUCCCCGCGCGGCCACCGUCUCCGUGCCCGCCGCGGUGUCGUGCGCGUGCCGCCGCUGCGACUCGCGCACCACCGACUGCACCGAGCGGAGCGUGGGGCCAGACUUCUGUCGACUGCGCAGAGGCGGCGGAUGA